UAGAAAAAAGCUAAAUAAAAUCAUAGCACACACAUCAACAAUGGAUGUCGCCAGCGCCGGAAAAUCUCAAGCUGGAAAUUCUGACUACGACCGUUUACAAGAACUGAGGGCCUUCGACGACUCCAAGGCCGGCGUCAAAGGCGUCGUUGACGCCGGCAUCACCAAAGUCCCGCAGAUUUUCCUCCGGCCGCCAGAAGAUAUCGCCACCGACGAACCAAUUUCCGGCGAAAGGACUCCGACCCAGUUCAGGAUUCCCGUAAUUGACCUCAAAAACGUUGCCGGCGACCGCUCCGGCGUGGUCGCCGGAGUCCGGCUAGCGGCGGAAGCGGUGGGGUUCUUCCAGGUGGUGAAUCACGGAGUACCCGUUAAGCUGUUGGACGAGAUGGUGGUGGCGGCGCGUGAGUUUCAUGAGCUGCCGCUAGAGUUGAAGGUGGAGUAUUAUAGUAGGGACAUGAAGAAGAAGGUGAAGUAUAGGAGCAACUUUGAUUUGUAUCAGUCCAAAUAUGUUAAUUGGAGGGACACCCUGAAAUGUGUCAUGGCACCUGAACCUGUUGAACCUCAAGAGUUUCCUCCAGUUUGUAGGGAUGUGAUAAUAAAGUUCUCAAAGCAAGUUCAGACAUUGGGGAACCUUUUAUUUGAAUUUUUAUCAGAGGCACUUGGUCUCAAUCCUAACCAUCUUAAGGAUAUGGAUUGCACAAAGGGACACUUACUUCUAUGUCACUAUUAUCCCUCAUGUCCUGAACCUGAACUAACUAUGGGCACUAGCAGACACUCAGAUCCUGACUUCCUCACAAUUCUGCUUCAAGACAACAUUGGUGGACUCCAAGUUUUGCACCAAAAUCAGUGGAUCGAUGUUCCCCCUAUUCCUGGAGCUCUUGUUGUAAAUAUUGGAGAUGUUUUACAGCUGAUAUCCAAUGACAAAUUUAAAAGUGUGGAGCACCGUGUUCUGGCAAAUCAUAGAGGGCCUAGAGUAUCAAUUGCAUGCUUUUUCACUCUUGAUCACUGUCCAUCCACAAGAAUAUAUGGCCCUAUCAAGGAAUUAUUGUCAGAAGAUAAUCCUCCAUUGUAUAGGGAGAUAUUAUUGCAAGACUUCAAUGCUCACUAUAAUAACAAAGGACUUGAUGGGAUUUCAGCUCUUGCCCAUUUUAAGUUACAAAGAUAGAUGUUGAAGAGAAAAACUAGAGUUAAUCCACAUGUAGUUCUAAAAAUAAGGUGCCAGCAUCAUGCAUAUGUAUUUGACUCAUACAAACAAGUAAUAAAGAUAUGUUAAGUGAUAUAAACAAGAUUGAGAU
Messenger RNA from Abrus precatorius (Indian licorice), 1292 nucleotides. RefSeq names its product 1-aminocyclopropane-1-carboxylate oxidase homolog 1-like. The transcript has 3 exons. The coding region runs from base 41 to 1162 and encodes 373 amino acids. NCBI's taxonomy places the organism in Eukaryota, Viridiplantae, Streptophyta, Magnoliopsida, Fabales, Fabaceae. The record is from RefSeq and is a predicted model, not a curated record.